Molecule: messenger RNA, 2735 nt
Organism: Pieris napi
Lineage: Eukaryota; Metazoa; Arthropoda; Insecta; Lepidoptera; Pieridae
Gene: Klc
Product: kinesin light chain
Exons: 14
Coding region: 261-1922 (553 amino acids)
Biological process (GO): microtubule-based movement
Cellular component (GO): cytoplasm; kinesin complex; membrane-bounded organelle
Molecular function (GO): kinesin binding
Source: RefSeq, a predicted model, not a curated record
UACGCAUCCAGCAAUCGUCGUGGCUGGACGUCUAUCGCCUCACCAUUUUUUACCGGCAUAGCCUGAAUUACGCGUCCAUUUUCACCGUCCUGCUUUUUGUACUGGAAUUAGCCUUUGUUUCGCAUAAUUCGGACUGGACUCUCGGUAACUACAUAGUGAUUUAAAUAGAUAUAUUUUUCUAUGGAAUUUAUUAGUGUAAGUGUAUAGUGUAAUAGUGUUAGUGUUGUGGAAUGGAUUAUAUUAUCUAGGACAGCUGUAUAAUGUCGAAGACCUUAAACGCGUAUAGAAUCAAGAAGAUCGAGUCACUAGGAAGAAUGACGGCUAUGACGCAGGAGGAGAUGGUGGCCGGAGCCCGGACUGUGGCUGCCGGCCUCGAGGCCCUGCGGGCUGAGCACACGCAACUGCUCGCCGGCCUGGCCGCGAACACUGAUCAUGAACAUGAGAAGGCGGCCCUCGUGAGGAAGAGCAUUGAUGCUAUUGAGCUCGGAUUGGGGGAGGCACAGGUGAUGAUGGCCCUCGCCUCCCACCUGCAAUCGGUUGAGGCGGAGAAACAGAAGCUGCGCACCCAGGUGCGACGCCUUUGCCAGGAAAACGCCUGGUUGCGUGAUGAGCUGGCUGCUGCCCAGCAGCGGCUCCAGGCAUCAGAACAGCGUGUCGCACAGCUGGAAGAGGAGAACAAACAUCUGGAGUUUAUGGCUUCUAUACGUAAAUACGAUAGCGACAUAACCGAGGAAAAUGAUAAUCACCGCAGCGGACAGACUGACAACAAGCGGGAUGAUCCAAUGGUGGAUCUCUUCCCUGAUGAUGACCACGAGGAUAACAGGAAUAAUAAGUCGAUGUCUCCAACACCGCCAUCCCAAUUCGCGCAGCAGGUGAACGCGGGGUACGAGAUCCCGGCCCGUCUGCGGACAUUGCACAACUUGGUGAUCCAAUACGCGUCUCAGGGCAGAUACGAGGUGGCAGUGCCUCUGUGCAAACAGGCCCUGGAAGACCUGGAGAAGACCUCCGGACAUGAUCACCCAGAUGUCGCCACUAUGCUUAAUAUUUUGGCGCUGGUUUACAGGGAUCAAAGUAAAUACAAAGAAGCAGCAAAUCUUCUGAACGACGCUCUCUCGAUCCGUGAGAAGACCCUCGGAGAAAACCAUCCAGCCGUUGCCGCUACGCUCAAUAAUCUGGCUGUUUUGUAUGGGAAACGAGGCAAGUACCGUGAAGCCGAGCCGUUGUGCAAGCGGGCUUUAUGUAUCCGCGAGAAUGUAUUGGGUCGCGAUCACCCCGAUGUCGCCAAACAACUCAACAACUUGGCACUACUUUGUCAAAACCAGAACAAAUACGAAGAAGUGGAACAGUACUACCAGCGUGCAUUGGAAAUCUAUGAAGGCAGGUUGGGAGUCGACGAUCCCAACGUGGCUAAGACCAAGAAUAACCUCGCUUCUUGCUAUCUCAAACAGGGCAAAUACAAGGAAGCCGAAACUCUUUACAAACAAGUGUUGACUCGUGCCCACGAAAGGGAAUUCGGGACUAUUGAUGAUGACAACAAGCCGAUCUGGCAAGUGGCUGAAGAGCGAGAGGAAAACAAACAUUUGCAGAAGGAGAAUGCUCCGUAUGGUGAAUAUGGUGGAUGGCAUAAGGCUGCCAAGGUAGACUCUCCAACAGUGACCACCACAUUGAAGAACUUGGGCGCCCUCUACCGGCGUCAGGGCAAGUACGAGGCAGCUGAAACACUCGAAGACUGUGCUUUGCGUAGCCGAAAAGAGGCCUUGGACGUGAUGAAGCAGUCCCGAGGACGUGGACGAGCUCGCGACUCGCUCGAACAGAACGACGAAGAAAUUACGGGCACGAAUCAAGCAAACGAGCCACGAAUGAACUUAAAGUCGAAACUUUUCAAUGCGCUAGGUAUCACAGGGAAUUCGCCCCACCAGUAGCCUAGAUUUAGACCUAGCCUAGAUUAAGUUUAUUUUAAGUGCUCACUCGCUUCUCACGUGAAUUCUCUUAAAUGUACCAAAAUUAAAUCAUUAUGAGUACGAGUUUCAAGCUUGAGUUUUAGAAUAAGGACUCGUGAUACAAAGGGAAUUUUAUCAAUCGAUUAUUUGCUCAUCGAGAGAAUUCACGUGCCACUAAGCCCGCUCUUUUGUUUUUGUAGUAUUUUUUUAUUUAAGCAUGGUAACCCUAAGACAAACGCAAAAGGGCGGGUCUACGUAGAUAAUUUAUUAGCAUGCGAUAAAAAAAUAAUAAAAAAAAUAAUUUUAUAUUGCAAUCAAUAAAUCAUGUACCGUCCGACGGAUUUUUUAAUAUCAUACCACGUCAAUCGAAUUUGCAUUUAUUUGUGAAUAUGAGUAUGUUACAACGAUUAUUUUGCUUAUUUUAAAUUUUUUGCCGUUUUUAUAGUUGAAUGUAUUAUGCAUGUGAUUUUAUUGUAAAAGUAAGCGCGCGAAAAAACAAGAUGGCGAUCAAUGACAAAUUCGCCCGCUUGCCAUUUAUUAUCUAUGCAACCGAGAUUUUUUAUCUGUUUUAAUAUUUAUACAAGUCUUUUCAUUCCAAUGUAGUGUUAUUUCGGUGUAAGCUUUAUAAAAUAGAUUUUAUUGUAUUUUUAUAAUUGAUAUUUUGCGAACGCUUAGUAAUCGGAUUUUUUUAAAUUUUACGACAAUAAUUUGAAAGAAACGAAUCUCUGAUAUUCAAUCCCAUGUCACAAUAUGAAUGAUAAUUUUUAAUUGUUAAUAAAUAUUUAUAUAACAGUC